Molecule: messenger RNA, 3568 nt
Organism: Cynara cardunculus var. scolymus (artichoke)
Lineage: Eukaryota; Viridiplantae; Streptophyta; Magnoliopsida; Asterales; Asteraceae
Product: ubiquitin-activating enzyme E1 1-like
Exons: 7
Coding region: 155-3406 (1083 amino acids)
Biological process (GO): protein ubiquitination; DNA damage response; ubiquitin-dependent protein catabolic process
Cellular component (GO): nucleus; cytoplasm
Molecular function (GO): ubiquitin activating enzyme activity
Source: RefSeq, a predicted model, not a curated record
GUUUAGGUUAUCAAAGCGCUCCCCCCGCCAUUGUCACUAUCAUCUCCACAUCAACAGAAUUCAUCAAACCCUAGAAUCAAAAAGGAAACUCAGCCCCCAUAGCUUUCUUCACAGUUCAUUUCCUCAAAGAUCUCAUCGUUCACCAUCGGACUUUAUGCUUCCUGGAAAGAGAUCAGCUGGAGGAGAGGUAGUAGUGGAUGAAUCUUUGAUCAAGAGAACUAAAAUUGACAGCUUGAUCUCGUCAGCCGCUGCCCCCACUGCCGCCGCCAGCACAAGCACCGGGACUUCUUCGACAGCAGCAACCAUGGGAGGAGGAAACAACCCUAAUGGUACCACCAAUGGUAAAUUGCCCAUUGGUGGUGAUUGGAACCAAUCAGAUAUUGAUGAGGAUCUUCAUAGUCGACAGCUUGCAGUGUAUGGUCGGGAGACUAUGAGGCGGCUAUUUGCAUCUAAUAUUCUAGUCUCUGGGAUGCAGGGCCUUGGUGCUGAAAUCGCAAAGAACCUUAUUCUUGCUGGUGUCAAGUCUGUGACAUUGCAUGAUGAGGGAACCGUUGAGUUGUGGGAUUUAGCUAGCAAUUUCAUUUUCACGGAGGAUGAUCUGGGAAAGAACAGAGCUCUUGCUUCUAUCCAGAAAAUGCAAGAACUGAACAAUUCAGUGGUUAUUUCUACUUUAACUACUGAAUUAACUACAGAGCAGCUGUCUGAGUUUCAGGCUGUUGUGUUCACAGAUAUUAGCUUGGAGAAAGCAAUUGAAUUUGAUAAUUUCUGCCAUAGACACGAGCCUCCGAUUGCUUUUAUAAAAUCUGAAGUACGAGGUCUUUUUGGUAGUGUGUUUUGUGACUUUGGCCCUAAGUUCACCGUUUCUGAUGUAGAUGGAGAGGAUCCACACACAGGCAUUAUUGCAUCCAUAAGCAAUGAUAACCCUCCUCUCAUCACUUGUGUAGAUGAUGAGAGGCUUGAAUUUCAGGAUGGAGAUCUAGUUGUAUUUUCUGAAGUUCAUGGGAUGUCAGAACUAAAUGAUGGGAAGCCAAGAAAGGUAAUAAACGCAAAGCCUUACUCAUUCAGCAUUGAAGAAGAUACCACAAAGUAUGGUACAUAUACGAAGGGUGGAAUUGUCACUCAGUUGAAACAACCAAAGGUGUUGAAAUUUAAGCCAUUGCAAGAAGCCCUUACAAAUCCUGGUGAAUUUCUUCUUAGUGAUUUCUCCAAAUUUGAUCGCCCUCCACUCUUACAUUUGUUGUUUCAAGCAUUGGAUAAGCUUGUAUCUGAGUUGGGCCGAUAUCCUGUUGCUGGAUCUGAAGAAGAUGCUCAGAAAUUGAUUUCUUUGGUAACCAGCAUGAACAGUGAACUGAAAGAUGGAAAGGUUGAAGAUGUUGACCAGAAACUUGUUCGAAACUUCGCAUUUGGUGCAAGGGCUGUGUUGAAUCCCAUGGCGGCCAUGUUUGGUGGUAUUGUUGGACAGGAAGUUGUUAAGGCUUGCUCUGGGAAGUUCCAUCCACUGCUUCAGUUUUUCUAUUUUGACUCCCUUGAGUCUCUUCCUGUUGAGCCCUUGGAUCCCAAUGAUUUGAAGCCUUUAAAUAGUCGUUAUGAUGCUCAGAUCUCUGUGUUUGGGGCUAAGCUGCAGAAACAAUUAGAGGAAGCUAAAGUUUUUGUUGUGGGAUCUGGUGCACUGGGCUGUGAAUUUUUGAAAAAUUUAGCAUUGAUGGGGGUUUCUUGUGGUAAUGGGGGGAAGCUAACAAUUACUGACGAUGAUGUUAUUGAGAAGAGCAACCUUAGCAGGCAGUUCCUUUUUCGAGAUUGGAACAUUGGGCAAGCUAAAUCAACUGUUGCUGCGACAGCUGCUUCCUUGAUAAACCCUGGUCUUCAUAUUGAGGCACUUCAAAAUCGCGCCAGCCCUGAUACUGAAAACGUGUUUGACGAUACUUUCUGGGAAAAUCUUAGUGUUGUUGUCAAUGCUCUGGACAAUGUGACUGCAAGGCUCUACAUUGAUCAGAGGUGCUUGUAUUUUCAGAAACCACUUCUAGAGUCCGGAACUUUAGGUGCCAAGUGUAACACACAGAUGGUUAUCCCCCACUUGACAGAGAACUAUGGUGCCUCUAGGGACCCACCUGAGAAGCAAGCACCCAUGUGUACAGUGCAUUCAUUCCCGCACAAUAUUGACCACUGCUUGACAUGGGCUCGAUCAGAGUUUGAAGGAUUGCUUGAGAAGACACCAGCUGAAGCAAAUGCAUAUCUGUCUAAUCCAAGUGAAUAUACUUCUGCAAUGGAAAAAGCUGGUGAUGCCCAGGCAAGGGAUAACUUGGAUCGUGUCCUUGAAUGCCUAGAAAAGGAGCGAUGCGAAUCAUUUAUAGACUGCAUAACGUGGGCCCGCCUAAAGUUUGAAGACUACUUUGCUAAUCGUGUGAAACAGCUCACCUACACUUUCCCGGAGGAUGCUGUUAACAGUAGCGGGACACCUUUCUGGUCAGCCCCCAAACGUUUCCCUCGCCCCCUGCAGUUCUCUGUUGAGGACCAAAGCCAUCUUCACUUUGUUAUGGCAGCAUCUAUACUACGAGCAGAAACAUAUGGCAUUCCAAUUCCUGACUGGGUGAAGUCUCCUUCCAAGUGUGCUGAUGCUGUUAGCAAAGUGAUCGUCCCUGAUUUCGAACCCAAGAAAGAUGUAAAGAUUGUAACGGAUGAAAAAGCUACUAGUAUGUCCACUGCAUCAAUUGAUGACUCUGCUGUAAUAAACGAUUUGAUCAUGAAGUUAAAAUUGUGCCACCAGAAGCUGCCACCAGGUUUCAGGAUGAACCCAAUUCAGUUUGAGAAGGAUGAUGACACCAAUUAUCAUAUGGAUCUAAUUGCUGGACUUGCCAAUAUGAGAGCCAGAAAUUACAGUAUCCCUGAAGUUGAUAAGCUGAAGGCCAAGUUUAUUGCUGGAAGGAUCAUCCCUGCUAUAGCAACUGCAACUGCCAUGGCUACUGGCUUUGUCUGCCUAGAGCUCUACAAGGUCCUCAAUGGAGGUCACAAAGUGGAGGAUUAUAGGAACACCUUUGCCAACCUGGCACUUCCUCUGUUCUCCAUGGCUGAGCCUGUUCCACCAAAGGUGAUUAAACACCAGGAUCUGAGCUGGACGGUUUGGGACCGUUGGAUCGUGAAAGAUAAUCCGACAUUAAGAGAGCUUCUUCAAUGGUUAAAAAACAAAGGGCUGAAUGCUUAUAGCAUAUCUUGUGGGAGUUGCUUGCUUUACAACAGCAUGUUUCCAAGGCACAAAGAUAGGAUGGAUAAGAAGAUGGUGAAUCUUGCCAAGGAAGUGGCGAAAGCGGAUCUGCCGCCAUACAGACGACAUUUUGAUGUGGUGGUGGCUUGUGAGGAUGAUGAUGAUGCCGAUGUUGAUAUCCCGCAGGUCUCGAUAUACUUCAGGUAGAUUGUGAUUGGUCCUUUGGUUCCAGUUGGAGUUGGUUUUAAACAACAGCAGCAGCAGCAGAAUGUGAUACAUUUUAUGGAAAAUUACUAUUAAAACCAAGGUUUAUGUACAAGAUUAUGUUCAACAUCAUGCAAUAUUCAUUUUGUUUUACUUUGUCUGGCC